Molecule: messenger RNA, 1704 nt
Organism: Dentiscutata erythropus
Lineage: Eukaryota; Fungi; Glomeromycota; Glomeromycetes; Diversisporales; Gigasporaceae
Source: the annotation of a GenBank genome assembly
AUGAAUCGUGAUCCUAUUGUAACUCGUUCAAAAGCAAAUUCAAAUAUUGAUGAAUCUUCGUCCGAUAGUCUUGAUAGUUCAAGUAGCAGUAAUGAACAAGAACCUGAUAACUUCGAUGAGUUUCAAGUUACUCAAGAUAUUGAAAGUCCAGAUAAUUUAACUGAAUUCGAACAAGAUCAAGAUAUUGAAAAUCUAGAUAAUUUGACAGAAUUUGAACGAAAUCAAGAAGAUGAAAGUUUUGAUACUGAAAUGUAUGAUAAUUCAUCUACAUCGCAUAAUAAUGAAAAUUCUACUGAAAAUAUUCCUAUAACUCGUUCAAAUAAGCAACAAUCCUCACAUGUAUGGAAAUUUUUUACAGUACUUGCUACAAAACAACCACUUCAAAAUUUAAUUAUUUCUAAGUUUGAAUUACAAAGAACUUUAAUUAAAAAUUUUAUUUCCAAUCUUUCUUGUAAAGUUACUUUGACAACUGAUAUUUGGAGUUCUUGUACCAUGACAAGUUUUAUAGCAAUAACUUGUCAUUUUAUAGAUGAAAAUUGGAAUCUAUGUCAUCUUCUUUUAGAUGUUUUUGAAAUCCCUUCACCUCAUACUGGCCAAAUAAUUGCAAAUAUUAUUUUAUCCCUUUUAAAUGAGUUUCAAUUAGAAAAAAAAAUUUUAGCAUUAACUUCGGAUAAUGCUAGUAAUAUUGUCUUAGCUAGUAGUAUAAUUAAAAAUACUCUUGCUAAUAAUUUUUCUAAUAGUUUAUUUCAACAUAUUCGCUAUGCUACACAUAUUAUAAAUAUUGCAGUUAAAAAAGGCUUAAAGUUAGCAAAUAGAUAUUUAAUUAAGCUUCGUUAUUUUAUUAAAAAAAUUCGUAAAUCUGCACUUUUUAUUGAAGAUUUAAAACGUAUAACAGCUUCUUUUGAUCAUCCUUUUUUAAGACCAAUUAUUGAUUGCUCAACCCAAUGGAACUCAUCUUUUUUGAUGAUAGACCGUGCAAUAGUUUUGCGUAUGGAUUUAGAUUCUCUUGUUAUACGACAUUCAACAUUGCGUGAUUUACAACCUUCUGAAAAUGAAUGGAAUAUUCUUUUAGAACUUCGUAAUUGUCUAAAACCAUUUAAUACUGCAACAGAAAUUCUUUCAAAGUCUAACUAUCCAACAAUUGCCAAUUUACGUCUUAUUAUUUCAGGUUUAUUCAAUCAUCUUAAUGCCUUUAAUAGUGACUAUCAAGAUAUGAAUGCAGUAGUAUCUAAAAUUAGAGAAAAAUUAGAUGAAUACUGGCCAAUUAUGCAAAAAGCGAGUAAGAUUGCUGCUUUUUUUGAUCCAUAUUUUAAACAAAUUGUUUAUUCAGAAAAUUCAGCAAAUGAAAUUUUGGCUUCAAUCCAUGCAAAUCUACCAGUAAACUCUAAAUCUAUAGUUCAACCUCCACAUAUCUCAAAGCGUAUUCAAUUUCUACAAGAAUAUAAUAGAACAUCUAUGUUAACUACAACUUCUGACUUAGAUAAACUUACUCGAUAUUGGGAAAUAAUUGCUCCACCUGAAAAAACUUCUGUUUCUACUAUGGCAAAAGACUACCUAGCUAUUAUGUCUACUAGUGUUCCAUGUGAACAACUAUUUAGUUUAGCUAGAUUAACAGUUACUAAAUCGCGAAACUCUCUUGAUAAUGAAACAGUUCGAGCUAUUUUGUGUUUAAAAUCUUGGUUUACUGAAGACUUACUAUUCUAA